GACACACACACACACACACACACACACACACACACACUCUCACACACACAGAGCGAGACACACACACACACACAGAGAGAGAGAGAGAGAGAGAGCUAGGCAUUAGUCUCCUCCUGUCAUCCUCACGAAUAAAGCCGUCAGCGUUUCUCCUCUCAGCCCUUUUGUUCCUUUCACUUUUCCCCACUAAAAGCAGCUCCACACAUCCGGACAUCAUCACAUCUUCUUUUUCCGUCGUGUUUUUCCUCUCCGGUUCUCCGACGAAUCUUUGUGUGGUAUUUAAUGGAACAUGGCGAUACGCACUCGGUCCUACAGCGUCGUGUGUUUGCUCACGGUUCAGAUCAUCAUCCUCAUCUUCAGCGUGCCGUGGAACGGCGUGGAGACUCUCACCUUCCCGCAGCAUUACACGAUAAUGCACUGGGCUCGGCAGAUAGAGCAGGAGAUCGACCGAGUCCUGCAGCAGAUCAGUGGCGUGCAGCAACUUAAAGGGCUGUACAUUGAGAAGAGGAGGCAGUACACCCUCGUCAGGAACAAUCCCAGAGAGAUAGUGGAGAAAGUGGCCUCAGACAUCGAGAAGCUGCUGUCCAAAAAGAAGAAGGCGCUGGAGAAACUGGCCACAGAAGCAGAGAGAGUGCAGACGGCUCAUCGAUGGCAGGAUGGAAUCAAGGAGUGGGAGAUCGAGUACUACGACUCCAAGGCUGAGAUGGAAUAUGACGGGGAGGAGAUGGAUCCUCAGAUGUCUCUGAAGCUGGAUUUUGUAUAUGACCCAAAUUUCAAAAACAACGUGAACUACUCGUGCACAGCGGUUCAGAUCCCCACAGACAUCUACAAAGGAGCGCCGGUGAUUCUGAACGAGCUGAACUGGACUCAGGCGUUGGAGAGGGUUUUUAUGGAGAACAGUAGAGACGACCCCUCACUGCUCUGGCAGGCAUUCGGCAGUGCCACCGGCGUCACCAGGUAUUAUCCAGCCACACCGUGGAGAGCGCCGGAUAAGAUCGACCUGUACGACGUGCGGCGGAGGCCCUGGUAUAUCCAAGGAGCUUCAUCCCCCAAAGACAUGGUCAUCCUCGUGGACGUGAGUGGCAGUGUGAGUGGUUUAACUCUGAAGCUGAUUAAAGCUUCAGUAACAGAAAUGUUGGACACACUAUCUGAUGACGAUUACGUUAAUGUGGCACGGUUUAACGAGAAGGCAGAGGCAGUCGUGCCGUGUUUUAAACACUUGGUUCAGGCGAAUGUGAGGAACAAAAGAAUCUUUAAAGAACACGUGUCACAGAUGCAGGCCAAAGGCACGACGGACUACAAAUCAGGAUUCCACUUUGCCUUCAACCAGCUGCUCAACAAGACAAACGUCCCCAGAGCAAACUGUAAUAAAAUAAUCAUGUUGUUUACGGACGGCGGUGAGGAUCGAGCUCAAGACAUCUUCGAGCAGUACAACUGGCCCAACAAGACGGUUCGAGUGUUUACGUUCUCAGUGGGGCAGCACAACUAUGACGUCACGCCGCUGCAGUGGAUUGCCUGCGCUAACAAAGGUUACUAUUUUGAGAUCCGCUCCAUCUGCGCUAUCAGGAUUAACACCCAGGAGUAUUUGGAUGUGCUCGGUCGCCCCAUGGUCUUGGCUGGGCGAAGUGCCAAGCAGGUUCAGUGGACCAACGUUUAUCAGGACGCCCUGGGUUUGGGCUUGGUGGUGACUGGGACUUUGCCUGUCUUUAAUCUCACUAUGGACGGAAACUCUCAGAAUCAGCUGAUCCUGGGAGUGAUGGGUGUGGACGUUCACCUGGACGAACUGAAGAGACUUGCUCCGCGCUAUAAUCUUGGAGCCAAUGGCUACAUUUUUGCCAUCGACCCAAAUGGAUAUCUGCUCCUUCACCCAAACCUGCAGGCCAAGGUGGUGGACCUGCCUGAACCUGUGACUCUGGACUUUUUGGAUGCUGAGGUGGAAGACAGCAAUAAACAGGAGAUCCGAAGGCAGAUGAUAGACGGCCGAGCAGGUGAGAUGACCAUCAAGACACUUGUCAAGUCAAUGGAUGAGCGCUAUAUUGAUGAGGCAGUACGGACUUAUGCUUGGACCCCCAUAAAUAACACUGAUUACAGCUUAGGCCUGGUGCUGCCUCCAUACAGCGAGCACUACAUCCAGGCUGACCUGAGUGACGUUAUGCUCCAGCUGCAGUAUCUGCAGUCUCUGCUGCCCAACUCUUUUGAGUCAGCUGGGCACGUCUUCCUGGCCCCGAGAGAAUACUGCAAGCGCCUGCACAUCUCCGAGAACAAUACUCAGUUCCUGGAGAGCUUUCUAUCACUGAUGGUGGAGAUCACACCAGAGACAGAGGACUGUGACCAAGGCCUGAUUCACAAUGCAAUUCUGGACUCGGGGAUCAUCUGGCAGCUGGCCACCAAGGCUUGGAAGAACAAGGAUCUGAACACGUAUGGCUUCCUGGCACUGUUCGCUUCCACCGACGGAGGCGUUACGAGAGUCUAUCCAAACACAGCUGCAGAAUAUUGGGAUGAAGACUUAGAACCUCUGAAUUCCAUCUUCUACCAUCGCAGUCUGGACAACAAGGGCUACAUCUUCAGAGCCCCAACUCGAACAUCCCUGGAGGACCCUUUGAUCACGGAGAACGGCCCAACGGGGAUCCUCGUCUCAACUGCUGUGGAGGUUACGGUGCAAGGCAAAACACUGAAACCAGCAGUGGUGGGGGUCAAGCUGGAUUUGGAGGCAUGGGUCGACAAGUUCAAGAUUCUGGCCAGCAACGUGUCUGACAACAGGCAAGGUUCUCACAAGUGUGGUCUUUCCAGAUCCUGUGAGAUGGACUGUGAGGUCAACAGUGAUGAUCUGCUCUGCUACCUGAUUGAUGACGGUGGCUUUUUGGUGAUGUCUAAUCAGAGAGACCACUUGAAAAAGGUCGGGUUGUUUUUCGGAGAAGUAGAUCCCUACCUAAUGCACGCACUCUAUAAUAACUCCAUCUACGCCCGGAGGCAGACGUUCCAGUACCAGUCGACGUGUGAGCCGAUGUCCAGCAGCCACACAGGAGCUGCAGUACGCCACUACCUUGUGCCCUCCAUUGCAGAUUUGCUUAAUUUGGCCUGGUGGACAUCUGCGGUUGCUUGGUCUGUCCUGCAGCAGCUUUUCUAUGGCCUUGCAUACAACACCUGGUUUAACACAGGUGAUUUUGCAUUUGCCGAAGGUACAGAGACCAGAGGAAGCAGUAACUGUGUGACGAUUCAGAGUCAGUUCUUCUUUACCAACACCACCAACUCCUUCAGCAUGCUGCAGGACUGUGGAAACUGCUCCAGGUUAUUCCAUGCUAAGAGGAUAGAAAACACCAACCUGCUGUUCGUGGUGGCUGAAACUCUUCCCUGCAGCUCCUGCGAGAUUGAAAAGCUCACACAAGUCCGGAUGGAGUUUCAGGAGGAAAUUCCUUGUGACGUGUUGAACGCCGCCCGAUACCGGAAAGGACCUGAGAAGUGCUUUGAUUACAAUUCUAUGGAGAACACAUCGGAGUGUGGGCGGGCUCAGUCAUUGCACUGUUCAAUUGGGAUCCUCCUCUGGGUCCAGUUAAUGUUGCUUUACCUCACCGUACAAUCUUAAGCCUCUCUGUUCGUCCUGCUCCCUUCUACCCUCGUAAAGCGUCCAUAAUCCCUGCGGCUUUUUUGUUCUUAUUCUCCUCUUCAGUGCUUCUUUCUGCUUCGACUGUCUUCCCAGAAUUCCCUUGGUCCUUUUGCCCUAUUCUGAAGUGCUUUUAUAUCCUUAACACAUCCAGAUGGGUUGAUUGAGAUGCUCUGUGUCUUAGUAACCUGCCGUUGUGCAUAACUUCUAGUGACUAUUCUGGAUCUUAUAUUUAAGGAGAGCUUUGUUAAAAAGAAAAGAAUAAUUUUGCGAAACAAGUAAUGUAAAUGUGCAUCAAACCUGCAUGCGGAAUCCAGCACUUUCUCUCUCUCUCUCUCUCUCUCUCUCUCUCUCUCUCUCUCUCUCUCUCUCUCUCUCUCUCUAUAUAUAUAUAUAUAUAUAUAUGGAGAGACAACAUGGCUGUUUGAUCUUGAGCAGUCUUUACAAUUAUGCUUAUAUAUUGUUUAUCUAUCUAUCUAUCUAUCUAUCUAUCUAUCUAUCUAUCUAUCUAUCUAUCUAUCUAUCUAUCUAUCUAUCUAUCUAUUUAUUUAACUAUUUUGCUAAACGCCUCAAGCUUUCCUCGCGCUGCUAUCAAACCAGAGCUUUGUGGUUGUGGAGAUUAAAUUUGUCCUUGUAAUGCCUGUAUUCUCUCCCUGGAGGUAAAAUCACAUUUAAAGAAAGAUAUAUCAAGAAUGUCUAAAGGCACAUAGUGUGUACAAAUCUAAAUGACUGUCUGGUUUGCUACCAAAAGGUGCCUUGGUGCACUUGGUCCUCCUAUUGGAUAGCUUAGGUUUUUGCUAAUCCUGAGUAAAUGUCAGAAGAGUGACAUUUUAAAUGAGGUUUAAAAAGCUCAGAGUACUAUGUCAAAACAGAAAAAAUAUCACCUCAUUUCUGUCCUGUCAAAGACGUUCCCUGCAAAGCGUUUGUGGGCUGGAACUUGUAUCCGCUAUCAUGAAUUAAUGUUUUAUUCUAAAGAAUAUUCUAAAGUAAAAUAUUGAGUAAUUUAUCGCUUUUUCCAUUGACAUAUUUUGAUGUUGCCAUGUGAUGGACUGUUUAACAAGGAUUGCAUAAUCACUAACCUUUUCUUAUAUUUCUUCCACUGGACAGUAAGUUCAGCAUAUGCCUUUAGUCAAUUUUACCCACAUACAAUAAUGAACAAUUGGCCAGCUGUAUAAUAUCGAAACCACUGCAGUUAAUGAUCUAACGUUAAUGUUGCAUGGUGCUCAAAGCUGUUCGUGUGAGGCAAAUAGAGUUUUUAAACCAAAUAAGUGGAAUAACCCAGGAACACUUAUGAGAAUCAUCCUACACCUUUCUAAUGAAAUAGCUGAAGGUUUGAUGUUGAUGAGGGUGCCUUAAAACCAGUAUCUGAGUGUAGACUAUUAAAAUAACCUGGUUUUGUGUAACCUGGUGCUGUUGAUGUCACCUGGAACAAAACAUAAUACAGUGAUGUCUUUAGCAGUGGCACCUGACUUCCUCGUCUAACACUCAUCUCUAAAAUUCACUUGAGCUAAUGAAGUGAGAUGCCUUAAGAUGGCAGGUGGCAAGGGGAGGUCGAUAAUUGGGUGUUACAUAACAUAACAACUAAAAGUUGUGUAUCUCAAUGCUCCCUAUUACAAGCUCUGGGUUACUGCCUCACGCUUAUCUCUGUGUCUACAAGCGUUCUGCUUAUCUCAAGCGUUGUAUUCAUGUAAAUAUGGAGCUUUAGUACUAUGCUUAUCUAAUACAGUGAUUUCUUUUUGAUUAGACAAAUGUGCUUUCUCGGUGCAUGACAGGGAAAGUGCCCGUGUGACUGAUCCCAGGGCUAAUGCUAAAAUGGUUUCCAUUUCAUUAUGCAGUGCACUGUAGGGCUUAAGGCUAAGCUUUAAUAGCCACUUAAUACCCUGUUUAGUGCAUUAGAUGUCAGAGAGGGAGCCAUUUCCGAUCACAGAACUUCUCCACAGGGCGACAAUUGCAGCUUGGAAACUGCCCAUGAUUCUGAUGUUACAAUGUAUAUUUAAGGGAAAAAAAUGAUUUUGCGUCCUUUUUAAAAGCUAUUUUGAAAUGUAAGAUGAUUUACUGCAUGAAUGUAUGUAUGUAUUUAUUUGGUUGAUUUUUUUUUUUUUUUUUACAUGCCGAUUAGUCAUGCCAGUGUUUUAUUUAAAUGUUCUAUUUAUGAGUUCAUAUACUGCCACUGUAAUUCAGGCAGAAGGAGAUAUAUUUGGUAUUAAUAUGACAAAAUGGUAACAUUCUGCCUCAGCUCUAGUAAAGAAGAUUUGAGCUUAAAGUGACAACAGUUUUUCAGUGUUCCUUAAAUCCAGAUCUUUGUUACAUUUGAUGGUUUGUGUAGAUUUUCAACUGAAUUUUGUGUUGAGAUGUUUUAAUAUUUACAAUGUUUGAAUUAAUAUCUUUAGGUAAUUUAAAAGUGUAAAUGGAGAAACUGAGGAAGUGAGAAUGACAGCAUGAUAUCACUUUGAUUUUGCUUGAUGUCUGUCUGAUUUUUAUUAAAAAGGCUAUUUUAAAUAAUUGUCAUUUAUUUGCCACUUAUGAAGGUAUGUAUGCUGUCGUUAUUACGAAAAGCUUUUAGUAUGGCGAUGGAUUUAUUAAUGUGAAUAGGUGUUUGUCUCCCUCUUUUUUAUCUUUCAUUUUUUGCUGCUGUGAGGGGGAUUUUUUAUUUUAUUUCUUCAAGUCUUCCGUAUUGUUUGUUUUGUACAGAUAGCACAAAUAUGUCUUGGAGCACUAACUUUGUAUGACAUUAUGUGAUUCACCAUGUUAGAAACUGUUUAUAAGAGAAUUGGUGAUAAAGACAUUCAUAUUUUUCAUGUCAAA
Molecule: messenger RNA, 6403 nt
Organism: Tachysurus fulvidraco (yellow catfish)
Lineage: Eukaryota; Metazoa; Chordata; Actinopteri; Siluriformes; Bagridae
Gene: cacna2d2b
Product: calcium channel, voltage-dependent, alpha 2/delta subunit 2b
Exons: 38
Coding region: 287-3580 (1097 amino acids)
Cellular component (GO): voltage-gated calcium channel complex
Molecular function (GO): voltage-gated calcium channel activity
Source: RefSeq, a predicted model, not a curated record